Messenger RNA from Somion occarium, 2374 nucleotides. The record is from the annotation of a GenBank genome assembly. NCBI's taxonomy places the organism in Eukaryota, Fungi, Basidiomycota, Agaricomycetes, Polyporales, Cerrenaceae.
GGGGCCGUUAUGAGUGACCAGCACACCGUGUGGGGGUUUGGAAGCAAGAGUUUAUGAAUAUUUAGUUGGCGAUAAGUCGCGUCGAGGUGGCCGCAAAAGGCUAAUCAGCGAGGCUUACCUAAUUUUAAGUCUCAUUGAAGCGAAAACAAAUGUCGAAAACCGCGCCGGCCGAGAAUAGGUCGCAAGUGGGCGAACGCCCUGUCUCUCUCCUAGCAAGUCUGCACCCAAGUCCAUCUCUCCUCCUCGCCGUCGUUGACUGCCGCAAUGGCCAACGUAUCCCCUAUGGGACCUCCACCUUCACCAAAGGAGCCUCGACGCUCUGGCAGACGUUCCCUUCCCUCUACCUCCUCCAGCAAGUCUCCCGCAGGUUCACCCACGUCCGACUCAGCACCCAAGAGCAAGGAGAACAACUCUCGUCCCCCCUUAACUUCGUCAAACAGCUCAGGACGAACCAAGCGUGCAAAACACGAAGAUAUCGAUGAUAUGCCCGAGGAAUUCCCCAAAGCCGUGGUCAAUGGCGCGACCAACGGGCGCAACAAGCGCAAGGGCAAGGAGAAAGAGAAGGGGCCACUCACUAUCGAUAUCCCUGAUGACGCUCUUUCUUCGAUACUUGAACCCAUUGAUGGAAACGCAGAUCCAAACCCUCAGGAGGAAGAGGAGGCAGGCGUUACUCGAUGUAUAUGCGACGGCGCAGGUACGAGGGGCGAUGAUGAAACCAUGGUCGAAUGUGAUUCAUGUCAUGAAUGGCAGCAUUGCCAAUGUAUGGGGCUUACGCCGGAUACCAUACCAGAGGAGUACUUCUGUGAAAGAUGCCGACCGGAAUUGUACCCUGAUCUUGCAAAAAAACAUGCCAAACGUGUCCGGCAGUCUUCUUCAACCUCACAUCACACUACCACGGGCCCAUCGCGUUCCUCUCGCUCCCAUUCUCCCACUCAUCUCCUCAAACCACCUAAACGUAGAAACACCAUGAACAGUCGAGAUGCGGCGUACGACGAAAGCCUACAAGCCAUCAUCGAGGCGAGCGCCGCUGAAGCCCGCGCGGCUACAAUGAGCCCCGUAGUAUCUACGCAUCGAGAGGACGCGAAUAUCAGUCAUGUAGCCGAGAAUGACCCUGAGGACUCAAAUACGAAUGGGCGGCGCAAACGCAAACGUUCUGAUGACGACCCACCUUCUAACAAACGGACGAGAUCAGCAUCCGUCGUUUCUGAUCGCACACCAGCGGCCCAACACCCUACACGCGCCGAGACCCCUGUGAAUGGAAAUGCCACGAGGCCACCUGCAUCUUCUUCAGCUGCCCCCAAGAGCACCGUCCGAGCAAAACGCGGUGGCGGUCGCAAAGCGCAAGUUCAACAGGAGCCGAUGCUGCUCGACGGCGAGGAUGGCACUGCCGGCGGCACUGCUUCUACGCGACGCCAGGCAAGUGGUCGGUCCAGAGGUGCUGGUCACGAUUCUGGCUCACGUCGGGCACAAGCCAAUGCCAACACGGCCGCAGGCUUGUAUGCCUCGUCUGCAGCAGCCUCGCGCGCAUACCAUAAUUCCCAUGCAUAUGCUGUCUCUCAACAGCCGCCGCUUACUUCCUGGAGUCUUCCGGAUUAUCUCGCACACCUGGCACACAUCCUCCCAACUGACGUGCCCCGUCCACUCGAAGUACGCGGAUUCACAAUAGGUGCAAAUGGUCAAGCUACUGUGGAAGUCACCACAGAGCGGGGAGUAAAAGUCAAGUGGCCGGGCAAACGCAUGAGCGUAGGCGAUAUGAACAAACGUGUUCGCGCAAUGGUGGAGUGGGUAGGGCGAGAACAAGCCAGCGCGGCCGAGAGGACUCGGAGGAGGGAAGCGUUGGAAGCUGCGCUGAAGGAGAUACAGCUGUCCGCCGCUGAGCAGGGCGAUCAGGGACAAGAUUCCAGUAGAACAGAUGCUCCCAUGGUCCUCGACGGAGAAACGCUCACGGCGUCGCCUGAUCAGGAAAAGAGGACGCCCAUGUUGACGUCGUCUAAUCCUGUCGCCGAUGCCCUUAGUACACAGGACGGAUCUUCAACAAUGAAGAUGAUGGAGGAGCUUAUGGAAGAGUUGAUCCUUUUCCAAGAGCGGUUUGGACCUGGUGCAAAGGUGAAGGAGCGGGAGAGGAGGGCUGCAGUAUCAUGAUAGAUCGUGUCGGGCUUCGUGAUUUUGCUUAUUUGUUGUAUCAUCGGAUUUCCUCUUUCGUUUUCGUCUGUUUAUCCCCUUACCCAUUUCUCAUAGUAUAAUGGCUGCUCUGUUGUAUUCCUUGUUUUCAUUGUUCUGCUCAUAUUCUGUACUAAUCUAAAUCCAAGCUUCGGCUGUUGUUGUCGUAACAAGCGCCCUCGUAUUGGGUGCUUAAAGGCGUCUAGAUCAAGCU